AGGGUUUUUUUUGUCGCUAUUUCCCUAAGCCCAUCCUCAAUUUAACUAUUUCUUGCAUAAUUAUUUUAGCUCAUCAUCAACAUCAUCUCUCUCUCUCUCUCUCCUGUCUCUCUCUCUCUAUCAUCAUCGUCACUACAACCUUAAAUGACAUAACAUCAUGGCUGCUCAGCUUGGUCUUGUCUCCGUGUCUCAGCUUCAAAAUUUGGUUGAAUCUCAACAGCACUACCUGCCGCAGCCACCACCGCCGUCGGGUGCCGGCGCCACCACCGGGUAUUGGAUGCGGAAUACGAAGAACAUGGCGGCAGCGGCGGCCGAGGAUGAGGAUUCGUGGGAGAUUAGGGCGUUCGCGGAGGACACCGGGAAUAAUGCCACCUGGCCGCCGAGGUCUUACACUUGCACCUUUUGCCGGCGGGAGUUUCGCUCCGCCCAAGCCCUCGGCGGCCACAUGAACGUCCACCGCCGCGACCGCGCCCGCCUCCACCAAGCGCCGCGGCCGAACGUCCCCCAUUUCCCCUCUCCCGCCGCCGUCGCCAACUCCGCCGUCCUCUUCCCGGCUCAAGAAAUCGUCGCGAAUGCCAGCCUCUGCCUCCUCUACUCCCUCCCAAACCCUAAUGCCGCCGCCGCCUUCUCCCCCGCCGCCGUCAAGCCCUGCAACGUGAAUUCCUCGCCGACCCUCCUCUCCAUUUCACCUUUCGCGACGUCCAACAACUUGCCCUCCCUUAAUUUCCCGGCGACAACUCAGUUCAUCGCCGCAUCGUCGCUAAAAGUCCCUGCCGAAUCGUCACAAGCAGCCUCAAAUAGCAACAGCAGCAAUAAUAACAAGAAUUACAGUAAUGGGACAAGGAAGAGGGAAGCCGCCAUUGAAGAACAGCUCGAGGUAGAUCUCGAGCUUCGACUAGGACGAGGAUCAUCUUCAUCUUCUUCAUCAUCACCACCAUGACAGGCAAAUAAUACAAAUAAUAAUCUUCAUGUGUGACGAUUUUAUUUUUUCUUUUUUUUUUUCUUUUUUGCGACAAUAUAUCACUUCUGCUUCUUUUUGGGUUACGUUACAUAGGUUGAUUAAUUCAUUUCAAGUGUGAAUUGGGAUUGAAAUUGUGAGUGUUUUACUUUGUAAAUUGAGAGAAAAGAAGGCUUAAUUACUAAGUUUAGUCAUAAUAAUAAUGAUUAAUGGAAUAACAUCUCACUUUUUAAUUUUAA
Messenger RNA from Ipomoea nil (Japanese morning glory), 1197 nucleotides. Its product is annotated as transcriptional regulator SUPERMAN-like. The transcript has a single exon. The record is from RefSeq and is a predicted model, not a curated record. Lineage: Eukaryota; Viridiplantae; Streptophyta; Magnoliopsida; Solanales; Convolvulaceae. Bases 158 to 940 code for a protein of 260 amino acids.